AUGUUGAAGCGAAAGUUCUUUGAGCAGAACCGUGGUCAAUUAUUGCAACAAUUGGUAUCCCAAAGAGCCGAUAUUGCAGAAAGGAUGAUCAUACCUUUAGAAGAGCUAGAGAAGGCAACAAAUAACUUUGAUAAAGCUCGUGAGCUUGGUGGUGGAGGGCAUGGCACCGUCUACAAAGGAAUUUUAUCAGACCUCCAUGUUGUGGCUAUCAAGAGACCAAAGAAGGUGGUUCAAAAAGAGAUUGAUGAGUUUAUAAAUGAGGUUGCUAUACUGUCACAAAUCAACCAUCGGAAUGUGGUAAAACUCUAUGGUUGUUGUCUUGAAACAGAAGUCCCAAUGUUGGUCUAUGAGUUCAUAUCAAAUGGAACCCUUUAUGAUCAUCUUCAUGUUGAAGGACCAAGAUCAUUGUCAUGGAGCGACAGGCUACGAAUAGCAAUUGAAACAGCUAAAUCCCUAGCAUAUCUUCACUCGACAGCUUCAAUACCUAUCAUCCAUAGAGAUAUCAAGUCAGUUAACAUACUUUUGGACGAUACUCUAACAACAAAGGUAGCAGAUUUUGGAGCUUCAAGGUAUAUUUCAGUGGAGAAAUCAGGGUUAACAACCAUGGUGCAAGGUACCAUCGGAUAUUUAGACCCUAUGUACUUCUAUACAGAGAGACUUACGGAGAAAAGUGAUGUCUACAGUUUUGGUGUCAUGGUUGUAGAACUGUUGACCAGAAAGAAGCCAUUUUCAUAUUUAUCCCCUAGCGGUGAUGGUAUUGUUGCACAUUUUGCUAUGUUAUUUGCAGAAGAUAACUUGUCGCAGAUACUAGAUCCACAAGUUAUAAAUGAGUGGAGCAAAGAAGUCCAUGAAGUCGCUGCACUUGCAAUAGCAUGUACACAGUUAAAAGGAGAGGAUCGCCCAACCAUGCGACAAGUGGAGUUGACAUUGGAAAACUUACAAUCAUCAAUGCAUAUUGUUUCAGAUAAUGUGGUGGAUGAGGAAUUUGAGAAUGACGUUAUUCCAACAAAUUGCCCAAUGAAUGAGCAUGAAAGAGGCAGCGAUGAGGAUUCAACAAGACAAUAUAGUAUGGAAGAAGAGUUCAUGAUAUCAUCAAGGUAUCCUCGGUAG
Triticum turgidum subsp. durum (durum wheat) is the source of this 1110-nucleotide messenger RNA. The record is from the annotation of a GenBank genome assembly. NCBI's taxonomy places the organism in Eukaryota, Viridiplantae, Streptophyta, Magnoliopsida, Poales, Poaceae.